Molecule: messenger RNA, 912 nt
Organism: Aureobasidium uvarum
Lineage: Eukaryota; Fungi; Ascomycota; Dothideomycetes; Dothideales; Saccotheciaceae
Source: the annotation of a GenBank genome assembly
AUGCAUCCUCUCGAGUGGUCUAUCAGCCGCGACCCAGAAGUCUUCCCAAAUCCUGAUGAGUUUGAUCCAAUGAGAUGGCUGGAAACAAAGUACCCGACCUAUCAAGAACCGCUGACCAAAUACCCGACCAUCACUCAAUACAGUCAGUUUGGUUAUGGUCGCCGUAUCUGCGCGGGCAUGGGUGUCGCCGAGGCGGACCUAUUUGUUGGCAUCGGCAGUCUUGCCUGGAUGUUCUCUUUGAGCGCGAGUGACACUAAUAACGAAAAUGCUGCAGAACUUCCAAAGGAGUCUGUUCCAUCAUCGCUACCAGUCCACAAAGAAGAUGAGAACCCAGUAUCGACGCCAUCAGGCAUGCAGACGCCUCCCUCAGAAACCGAGAUUGAAGAACAACUCGACGAGCACUUUUCGGAAAAGAUGCUACCAACAGACACAUGCAGACUGUCCCGCCAAAAGACUGUCAAAAGGCCAAAGACAGCUACUUCCUCGAGCGGUGGCCUCAGUCGAGCAAAGACCGUCACCUACAAGCUUCGUCUCCCAGGAUCGUCCCUGCCGGGUCAAUUCCCGGCUUUCUUUGAACAACACACUGGCCCCGAUACCCCGCCCUCGUCACCCAAAACGCGCACCGCAAUGGCAGGUACACCCGACAUGCCUGCCGUGGAUAACAUGUUCAACUCUGCCGCUGACGAAAAAGCUUCGAAGCCUGAUCCCACACUCGAGUACUCAAGUUUGCUGAUUGCCAAACCUCUGCCCUUCAAGUUCAACAUGAAAAUCAGGAACAAGAAAAAGGCCGAGCAUGUUGCUCGCGAGUGGAUGUUCUACAAGAUGGAUGGCGAGUUCGAGGAUUCGAGGUGUUAUUGGGAAGGUGGCAAUGCUGGCAACAAGCAAUACGGAUGGGGUGAGGUGCACAAAUGA